Messenger RNA from Procambarus clarkii (red swamp crayfish), 486 nucleotides. RefSeq lists its product as uncharacterized. Lineage: Eukaryota; Metazoa; Arthropoda; Malacostraca; Decapoda; Cambaridae. The record is from RefSeq and is a predicted model, not a curated record.
AUGGUUCCAGGACUGAUCCUCGAGGGUCUCUGGUUGGUCCCUGAAGACAUCUGGGCUGACCACAACACUGCGACUCUCCAAGUUGUGUCUGUUAAGCACCUUACCAAGAACAACCACGAUGGCGGCUCCUACAACCACGGUGGCGGCUCCUACAACCACGGUGGCGGCUGCUACAACCACGGUGGCGGCUGCUACAACCACGGUGGCGGCUGCUACAACCACGGUGGCGGCUCCUACAACCACGGUGGCGGCUCCUACAACCACGGUGGCGGCUCCUACAACCACGGUGGCGGCUCCUACAACCACGGUGGCGGCUCCUACAACCACGGUGGCGGCUCCUACAACCACGGUGGCGGCUCCUACAACCACGGUGGCGGCUCCUACAACCACGGUGGCGGCUCCAACCACCACGCCGGGGGCCCCGAGUACGGGUCUUGCCGUGAGAAAUACACGGUGUGUGUGGAGUGUUUAUGCGGCCUCACAUAA